This is a messenger RNA of Drosophila miranda, 4060 nucleotides long. Its product is annotated as WD repeat-containing protein 19-like. Gene Ontology annotation, molecular function: protein binding. The record is from RefSeq and is a predicted model, not a curated record. NCBI's taxonomy places the organism in Eukaryota, Metazoa, Arthropoda, Insecta, Diptera, Drosophilidae. Gene Ontology annotation, biological process: cilium assembly; intraciliary retrograde transport. Gene Ontology annotation, cellular component: intraciliary transport particle A; cilium.
GUGGUGACUGUGUUGGUAUCAUAGCAACGGGAAAACCGUAAACAAAAGCCGGAAAAUUUUAGAUCACAGAAUGAGUGCUUCUUCGGUAUAGAAAAUACGCUGUCUUUAAGUGAGGUAAUGUCGUUCGAGAAGAUACUCUACAAGUACGAGGAACCGCACGGAAUCGGCGACGUCUACUUCAUUUGGCAAAAGGCUUUGCUUGCGACUACUGGUACAGAUGGAUCUGUGGCGCUGUACAAUCGCCAGGGACAACUGGUGCAGCGCAUUAUCCUCGCAGGGCUCUGUUCAGGAUUUGCAUGGGACAAUGAGGGGGAUCUGCUGGGAAUCAUCACAAGCGGCUCCCUGAACAUUACUCUCUGGGACUAUGGCACGCAGGAAAAGAUCAGCGUUGAAACUGGACUGCGGGAUCCUCUCACGUGCAUUUUGUGGUCAAAACAGCAACAGUUGCUUGCCGUAGGCACGUGGCGAGGAAACUUGGCGAUCUACUUAUCACACCCGGAAAAUCCCACAGAACUAGGAUUUCAGAGUCGCUACGGCUCACUGCUUCAGCACAAAUGGUUCGGAGACGGCUAUAUAUUGCUGGGGUUCUCCAACGGACAUGUGGUGGCCAUUUCCACGCACCCCAAAGACGUGGGACAGGAGCUUUGGCAGGUUAAGAAUCAUAAGGACACGUUGACUGGUUUGGCAUAUUGCCCCACUUUAGAUAUCGUGGCCUCUUGUGGAGAUGACAGCAUAAAAAUACACUCGAUUACAAACCUGCAAGAAACCGAGCGCAUCAUCACUGUACCAGAUCAUGCUGGCGUCCAAAUGAUCGCCUGGUCACCGGAUGGUCAACUGCUGGCAGUAACAACGAAUAGUGGUACCGUCUAUAUCUAUGUAACCAAGCUCCCUCAAAUAUUUGCCGUCUCCGCACCCCGGAUCGUUAUGCUCAGCAGUCUGGCAGAGGUUUCCAUUUAUGUAUAUGCGCCGGAUAAGUCCAAGCCACUGCCCUUUCGAUUGCCCCUGGAGGGAGCACCUACUUUUAUAGCUGUUGGCCCGUAUAACUUUGCUGCUGGCAUCGACAAGCGUGAGCGAGACUUCCCACGGAAUGUGUCAAGUAUGAUGAUGAAUGCUGAGUACUGUGCAGCCCUCUGUCCGCCUCAGUUGAUCCUGCAGGCUAUUACUGCAGACAAUCCCAAUUGCAAGGACAAGCUACAGGCCACUUUUCCCAGCGCCCUCCCGAACAUGUCCAACGAUGCAGUGAUCACGUGCUUUGCUUUGAGUCAGGAAGUGUUGGUAUUUGCAACCGAUAUAGGCCACCUAGUAUUCUACUCUCUUGAAAAAUGGGACAGUUGUACAAUCUACCGUCAUAUCAUGGGUAUUCGCCAGAUGUUUAUGGACAUUGAAGGAACUAAGAUCAUUUUCAUUGACGAUCAUGCUCAAGGACAUCUGUUUCUACCCGCGCUGGAUGAAGCCUUGCUCAUACCGGACAUUCCAAAGCAGUGCCUCGGCUGCCUUUGAGAUCUCACGCAGCCGAAUAUUUUCAUUAGCUACGAUGCAAAAAUUGUGAACACCCACGUAUUUGUUCGCCAUUCCGUGCAGGGCACACACACCCUCAAGGUGGGCGAGUCCAAGCUUAAUCCUGGGCAAUGGCCGCUGCUACUCUGCGGCGGCGAAAUGGCUCUCCAGUAUGCCACGCAAUCCCUCAGCACCCAUGUGGUGAAUCCCAGCAACAGCCAGACUGCGAACCUCCAACUGCUUCUACGCCUCAGGAACUAUGACGAGGCGUACAAGCUGUGCGAGCAGAUGAACUUGAGUAGUGCAUGGCGAGAGUUUGGCGAACAGGCCACUUCCGAACUAGAGCCGGAUAUUGCUAUUCGGGCCUAUCGACAAUUGGGUGACGCUGCUCUGGUAAAUGCGUUGGCUGAGCUCCGAUAUGUGGAGGACAUGGACAUGCUGAUCGGGUGCUGCUGCACGAUUUUGGCCCAGUACGAGCAGGCCAAGGAACAUAUGCUCAAGGGUGUUUAUACUAGGGCAGCCUUGGAACAAUGGGAUCAGGCUCUUCUUCUGGCGCACAAGCAUGACCCGCAAGAAGUUCCCUACAUAGCGAGAGAAUACGCCCAGCAGCUGGAAUUCACUGGUAACUAUGCGGAUGCCCUAUACCACUACGAGAAGGGUUACAAGGAGGAUUUAAUCAACGACAAGGAUGCUGAGCAGUCCGCUACGAUGGAAAGCACACCUGAGUUCCAGGAUCAUGUACGCCUCUGCAAGAUGGGCAUUGCCCGAACUUCAAUACGUGCCUGGGAUUUUCGACGAGGCAUUCAAUAUGCCGAAGAGCUCAUGGAUAAGCAGCUCCUCUUCGACUGUGCGGAGUUAUUGGCUACGGUCGGACAUCUGACAGAGGCUGCGGGACUUUAUGAACGUGGAGGGUUUUAUGAUGAGGCCUGUGGCCACUACAUAGCCCUGAAGAUGUGGCAUAAGGCCAACAGUGUACUUUCCAAGGUGAAGAGUAGCAAAUUACAUGCAUCCUAUGCCAGGGCCAAAGAGAGUGACGGCCAUUUCGAAGAAGCAAUACGGUGUUAUCGCAUUGCCGGAGACUUGGAUGCUUGCGUUAGGAUAUACCUUGAUCAUUUGUGUGAUCCUCAUGCAGCCUCAGAAAUUGUUUUAGAAUCACGAUCAAUGGACGCGGCAAAAGUGCUGGCCAAGUUCUAUCAGAAGAUUGGAGAUAUUGAACAGGCUCUUCAGUUUCUCGUUAUCUGCGGCUGUGUGGAGGAAGCCUUUGCUCUUGCCCAGCGCCACAACAAGCUGCGCCGGAAUGGCGAACUCCUGGAACGAUAUGAAAAUGCGAAAUCCUCCGACUAUCUGGCCUUGGCUCACUACUUUGAAAGUGAGAAAUAUACAUUGCAGGCUGGAAAGUAUUACUUCUUGGCACGUGAGUUUACCAAGUCCUUGAGACUUCUGCUGAAAGCCUCUGCGUUCAACAAUGAGGAGCAGCUGGCUCUGUCCCUGGCAAUUGACUGUGUGGCUACAUCGAACAACGAGCAGCUGGCCUCGCAACUCAUCGAGUUUCUCUUGGGUGAGUUGGAUGGUGUUCCCAAGGAUCCACGCUACCUGUUCCGCUUGUAUAUGGCUCGAAAGCACUAUAAAGAUGCGGCCAAGACGGCCGUGAUAAUUGCCAAUCAAGAACAGAUAGCCGGAAACUACAAAUCCGCUAGGGACCUCCUUUAUUCGAUGUACCAGGAACUUCGCCGCAACAACCUAUCUGUAUCGGCCGAAAUGCGGCACAAUUUGAUCCUGCUCCACCGUUACACGCUGGUCCGUAUACAUGUGAAGCUGGGUAAUCAUCUCCUGGCUGCCAAGCUUCUCGUUCAAGUGGCUUCUUGCAUAUCCCAGUUUCCAGAGCACAUUAUCCCUAUUCUCACCUCCACGGUCAUUGAGUGUCAGCGGGCAGGUCUCAAGAAGUCUGCGUUCACCUAUGCCUCCACGUUGAUGCGUCCGGACUACCGCAAUCAACUGGAUACUCGCUAUGCAAAGAAGAUUAAAUCUGUCGUCCGGAAGGCUCCCAAGGGCAUUAAGCAGUUGCGGGAUGAGAUAGACGAUGAGACCAUGGAGUGUCCCAUAUGCGACUCCAACUUGGCCAAUAUGAAAGUGACGUGCUACAGCUGCAAGACUACGCUACCCAUCUGCAUAGCUACGGGUCAGCACAUCAUCAAAACGCUCAUGAACUCCUGCCCGCAAUGCGAUUUUCUCUGCUUUCGUGCCGAGAUGGAAAAAAUACUCUCAGAGAAUGGCGAGUGCCACAUGUGCGGGGAGCAAGUGGCCCCCGAGCAACUGCUGGAUGUGGAAGACAUACGCCCAUACAUCCUGGCCGCAUCUUAAGACCGAAAGACUAUAUAUAGGACUUGAAAAAACGAAUAGACUGCACAACACCACAGAACACCAAAUAAUAGAUAUAAGUUUCAAGCACAAAUCCCACUUUAUAAAUCACAAGACUAAUCGUUUGCACAUAAAUAAACAGCCUUGCUGCAAGAAAAUAUUUCGCUGUUGAACUACAGCCAAGGCAAUUAACAAGUUUUUAUCC